AUGUCAACAUUGCUUGCUGGUCGAAUUCAAGCGACCUAUAAAACCUUGCAUUUGAAUUGUGACAAGCCUCCCUGUAUCUUUCGUAAUGUUAUAAAACCUCUGUUUUUGUGUCGGUAUGCAAAAAAAAGGAAGACGGCGGUCAAAUUACUCAUGGAUUUUGAAACACUUGGAAAGAAAGAUGAUAUAGUGUUGGUUAAACCAGGAUACAUGAGGCAUAGAUUGUACCCGCAAAGAAUCGCAGACUAUUAUAUUCAUAAAGGACGCAAAGAGAUUCAAGAAGGUCAAAAACAAAUACAUCUACUAUCCAAAGGAGGUCAAUUAACUCUUGCGAUCUAUGGAACAGGUUAUUCAUCUGUGAUAAGGGGUGUGCCAAGUAGCAUUGCGAAAGAUGACCAAUAUGUUACUCAGUAUUUUGGCGAAAUACAAAGAAAAAUGGCAACGUUAAAUCAUAUAAAUCGUCUAGUUUUCAAGCAAAAGCCAAUUGAAAAUGCUGACAAUGACUCGUCGGAGAUUCAGGAACCAGUGACCGUUGAGCAUGUCUACCGUAAAAUCAGAUACGAGCAUGGUAUUACAUUCAAUACUGAUGACAUGGAGUUACAAGGAGAUGGCACAUCCGGUCAAAUUCAGCAACCUGGAGAGUACAACUGCAACUUUUGUUUUCGUGAGAUUGAGAUAAAGGUUCCGGUUAAGAUAGUGGUGGAAAAGGACGUUUAA
Molecule: messenger RNA, 714 nt
Organism: Acaulospora morrowiae
Lineage: Eukaryota; Fungi; Glomeromycota; Glomeromycetes; Diversisporales; Acaulosporaceae
Source: the annotation of a GenBank genome assembly